AUGGCGCAUGAAAAGCAAGAUGUCGAAUUGGCAAUGAACUUGCCAGACGCUCCUCCUAUGAAGCAGUCGGUGCGGUCUUUCAAGAAGAAAUAUGCAAAGAUGAAGGUCAAAUUCGAAUUAGGAAUUAGAGAGAAUGAGAGUCUGAUCCGCGAGGAGCUACGUAUCGAGGACCUUUCCAAGCGCAUUCAAGAACAGAAUGAUCAACUUCUUGAGGUGCUUCUUGAAUUCAAUGACAGUCUUCAUGUGUCUCCCACUCUCCGUUACGAUUUGGCCAUGCCAGACGACACCUCCUUUUUGCCGCCGGGCGAAAACUCUGGUAUUGCAUCUCUUAUAAAUGAUGAAACGCUCGCCCGAAGCGCGUUGAAAGAGGCCAAAGCUAGGCUGGCCAAUGGCAGCUUCCCAACGAAUGCCUACCGCCAGGUUGAAGACAGCAUCAAACGGAACAAAGCAUUUCUCCCAGCCCAGCAGUAUAGCACUCUAGCUAAACUGUCACAUACCCCCGGGAGCUCGCUGGAACAAGAGAAAUUGCCCACUGGAGUUGAGCGGACACUGGGAUACUUUACUCCGGAGCAUGAGACAGAGUACUACUUGGCCUUGGAUGCUAAGCUGGGCGAUGAGGCAGCAGCCAUACAACUCGCGCGGAUUCCUGAUCCUCCUACAUUUGCUGAGCGCGAAAAGGAAGCUUCGGCUCGGAACCCGGCGUCAGUUGCCAACUGGUUGCGUCGUAAUCAACCUCAAAGCAUGCAGGAUCACGAGGCGGCCUCCGAUAAGUCUGCAUCAAGACCGUCGAACAGUCGAUCCAAACGAGCACCAGUACAGAAGAAAGAGGAGGAGGUUGACGAAGAUGGAAUGGACGUGGAGCCAACACCCAAGAACAAGCGUAAGCGUGAUGAAGAUACUGGAUACAGACCAAAGGGUGGUAAUAACAGAUCCAAAAAGAAGAAAGAUGAUGCGACGCCUCCUUCCAAUCGAAACGUCAAGAAGACCUGA
Molecule: messenger RNA, 990 nt
Organism: Penicillium taxi
Lineage: Eukaryota; Fungi; Ascomycota; Eurotiomycetes; Eurotiales; Aspergillaceae
Exons: 3
Coding region: 1-990 (329 amino acids)
Biological process (GO): chromatin remodeling
Cellular component (GO): Ino80 complex; nucleus
Source: RefSeq, a predicted model, not a curated record